This is a messenger RNA of Python bivittatus (Burmese python), 249 nucleotides long. RefSeq names its product SEM1 26S proteasome subunit (gene SEM1). NCBI's taxonomy places the organism in Eukaryota, Metazoa, Chordata, Lepidosauria, Squamata, Pythonidae. Gene Ontology annotation, biological process: double-strand break repair via homologous recombination; proteasome assembly; mRNA export from nucleus. The record is from RefSeq and is a predicted model, not a curated record. Gene Ontology annotation, cellular component: proteasome regulatory particle, lid subcomplex; proteasome complex.
AUGGGACGUGUAGAAAGCACUUUGGAUGCUGUUGAUCCAUUCUUGGAGGAAGAAGAACCAAAGCAAGCAGUACAUUUGGGGCUUCUAGAGGAGGAUGAGUUUGAAGAGUUUCCUCCCAAAGAUUGGGCUGGUUUAGAUGAAGAUGCACAUGUGUGGGAAGAUCAUUGGGAUGAUGAAGUGGAAGAUGAUUUCUCCAAUCAGUUAAGAGCAGAACUGGAAAAACUUUGUUACAUGAUGAAAACCACAUAG